Molecule: messenger RNA, 3804 nt
Organism: Colletotrichum phormii
Lineage: Eukaryota; Fungi; Ascomycota; Sordariomycetes; Glomerellales; Glomerellaceae
Product: GRAM domain-containing protein
Exons: 3
Coding region: 1-3804 (1267 amino acids)
Biological process (GO): intracellular sterol transport
Cellular component (GO): endoplasmic reticulum membrane; endoplasmic reticulum-plasma membrane contact site; mitochondrion
Molecular function (GO): sterol transfer activity; sterol binding
Source: RefSeq, a predicted model, not a curated record
AUGGACGGCGCCACUGAAAGCGGAGGAGGUCUGAGCAAGCUGCUGCCAAAGUCAAUCGCAGCCAAGCGCCGCCGCAGAAAACAAGAAGCCCAAGAAGAUGAAGCCGCUGCCGCAACGGCCGCUUUGCUGAUAGGGGUCAAGGGGGAAGAUGUUACCGCUCCAGCUGUUACGCCUGCACCACUCAGAGACGAUGAUGCCAGCCAUCUGUCCAACAGACGCGACAGCGGCUCUUACGUCCAUGACACGGACAGCUUUGUUGGAUUUGGAAAAGACGGCUCGACAGGGUUUCCCGACUACGACUACGACCACUACAACGAGCACGGCCACGCCGCCCACGACACCCGCGACGCGGACGAGGCCAGCACCGAAGCCACAAGCAUGCUGUCGCUGGAAGACCCUGAAUUUGACGAUCAUCAAUCUUUCUCUCAGCACUCUCGACCAAGUGCCAUAUCGACACAUCCUUCGCAAAUAGGUUACUUGACCACUUCUUCCCCUAUCGUUCAGGCAACCCACUUGCCUGAACCCCAACCUCAGAUACUGGACGACCAACUCUCCCAGAUCGCCUCGGCGCGAUCCACUCUCUCUGCCAAGCGGACGCAAUCCGUCGAAUCGUCGACAGAUUCGUCUCUGCGCUCCAAACGCAGUUUCACAAGUCUUGUGCCACCCAAGAAAAACACCACGAGAUCGCCAUCCCCCGUUGGCCGUCUCAAAGGUGUUUUUACAAAGUCAAAAAAGACUCCCAGUGCCGCCACGAGCCCUGACCGGUCCCUGGGCGGUGACGAAACCCCCGACCACGACCGAGACACGCGGAGAACUAGAGACCGAGGUAGAGCCACUGCUUCCACCUCUGACCUCACCACAACCACAAAGCCGUUUCUAGACAGUUCGACCGCGCCACAACCGAAUGCGACCACCGACGCAGAUGCAUCUCGCGUAAAACAAUCAACAACGCAAUCCCCUGAGCGACGUCGCUCCAGGGCCUCCACGAACACCUCACGAAUCGACACCUCCUUCGUACCCCAAACCCCGCCCAACGCCGACAAGACGCCCGUCAUCGUCAAUACCCCUCCGACGCCGACCGACCACAACGCACCCUACGCUCAAUCACCUCCGCCGGCCCCAGCUCCGCAGCCCGCUCCCGAGGUCUCUGUCACUGCCUCAGGCAACACGAAUGGUGGUUCUGCCACGGGUAGUAUGCUUGCUCACCGCAGGGGUAGAUCAGGAUCUGGAAGUUUAGGACCAAGCAAACUGUCCAACAUAACCCUCGCGCCUUUGACGCCCACCCCCGAGAACGGGACCGCAAGCAACCCAGGAACUCCAUCUGGCGGAAGCGGCUUCUUUUCAUCCGUCCUCUCGGCUGCGCAAAACGCCGCGACCUCGCUCACAAGUACCAUCCAGAAUACCGGAAUAGGACCGACCCCUCCCAAGAACAAGAACGUGGGCAAACCCCCCGAUAUCAAGAUCGACGAGCAACCCGAGGUCGAGCCGCCGCCUCCAUCCGCAACAGGUUCGACCAUGGAGAAAGAGCCUGCAGUCAAGACCAUUGGGUCGGGCGAGCUGAGCCUCAGUCAAUUAGGUAUAACAGACACAGCCAGCAAUGCAGGAACGCCCAUUACAGCAAAAUUCCCCGAAUCGGACGCACGAGCUAGAAGCGAGUCAGCUCCGACUGACGCUGCCUAUGCCGCUGCCACACGCGACCUCGGAGUAGAUGACGGCCGAAACGCGGCGAGACCCCAAUCACUGUACGAUCCAGGAAGCACCGGCGACCGAACCCCUCCGCAGGGCAGCAUCCACGAGGACAAGAUUUCCGGAGUCCAGCGCAGUGGAAGUAUUCGAAGCGCCAUUGGACGCCAUCGCAAGCGAGGAAGCUCAGCUGUGUCGGGAGGUACGGCUACUACUAUUGGCGCUGCCAUUGCUGCGGCUAACGCGUCUCUUGCUCACCCUCAAGCCAACGCGAGCGUACCGAAACUUACUGGAUUUGCGGUUGCGAGCAAGAAGCGCAACCGAGAUUUCCAUGGAUUUUUCAAGAGCGUGCCCGACGACGAUUACCUCAUCGAAGACUACAGCUGUGCGUUGCAGCGCGAGAUCCUGGCGCACGGCCGCCUAUACGUAUCCGAAGGCCACUUGUGCUUUAGCAGCAACAUCCUCGGCUGGUCGACCACGCUCGUCAUGAGCUUUGACGAAAUAGUAAGCGUCGAGAAGCGUAGCACGGCCCUGGUCUUCAAGAACGGACUCAUGAUUUCGACCCUCCACGCCAAGCAUAUUUUUGCCAGUUUUACCAGUCGAGACUCGACUUACGAUCUGAUUGUCAACAUUUGGAAACUCGGACACCCGACCUUACAAAGCUCGCUGAACGGAGUGCAGUUGGAGGGUACUGGUGGUGAUAAGACAGAAAAGGUUGACGCGAAUAGUGCUGUGGUAGCAGAAGUUGAUGAUGGUAGUUUGUCCGGCACCGAUGAGGAGAGUGACUCUGGCGACGACGACGACGUUUACGACGAAGACGAUGAUGCGGAAGACUUGCAAGAUGUCACCCAACUGUCAGAAGUUAACGCUGAGCCUGAUGGCGGAAAGACAGUAUCUCGCAAGGUAUCUGGUGCAGGUGCUAAUGGCGCUGUCGCCGAUGCCGUCAAGGAGGCUGUCGGUGCUGCUCCUGGUGGCAAUGAUUUUCCCGGCCCGGCCACUCAUGCGGCGACAGACUGCGGAGACUCUGAUACGCAUUACGACAGGGUUGUCGGCGACGACGUUAUCCCUGCGCCUCUGGGCAAGGUGUACAACUUACUCUUCGGUCCAGCAUCGGUCACUUGGAUGACCAAAUGGCUUACUGUUGAGGCCAAGUGCACAGAACUGACUAUGGAGGACAAGAAGGGGCUGACUCUCGAUAACAAAUCUCGAUAUUUCACCUACAUCAAGCCACUCAAUGGAGCCAUUGGCCCAAGGCAGACAAAAUGUCUUGUUACGGAGACUUUGGAUCAUCUGGACUUUGAGAAAGCCAUCAAUUUUAGCGUCACCACACAAACCCCCGAUGUGCCGAACGGCAACAUUUUCAGCGUCAAGACGAAGUAUUGUUUGACGUGGGCCGACAACAACUCUACCAGAGUGCAAUCCAACUGCACUAUCGAGUGGACGGGCAAGAGUUGGUUGAAGGGUCCUAUUGAAAAGGGAGCAAACGAUGGUCAGACUCAGUACUGCAAAGACCUCUUCGCCAGUCUGAAAUCGGCUGUAUCUACCAAAGCCCGCGCAGGCGGUGCGGGAGCGGGCUCAGGCCCCAAGGGCAAGAAGAAGAGCAAGAAGAGCAAGGCGGCAGGCUCAACAACGGAUGCUGAAGACGAGCAGGUCCGGCCCAAACAUGUUCCCAAGACGGAUUGGGGUCCAUUGGAGCCUGUGCGAGGCAUUCUCGAGCCAAUCCUGGACAUUGCCAAACCACUUCUCACGGGCAACAUGAUGUACGGUCUCCUAGUUGGUCUCCUCGUUGCGACGUGGUUCGGCUUUGGCCUGCCCGGUAGACAAGCAUCUGGAGACAUGCGCAUGUACGGUUACCCGGAUCGUCUUGCGGCGUACGACGAGAUGUGGAGACGCGAAGAAAGUGAACUCUGGGAGUGGCUGGAGGAGAGAGUCGGAUUGGAGCGCCUGCAUGAUGGCAACUUGCCCACGCGAAAGCGGGCAAUGGAGCCGAGCACGGCGGAGGAGAGGGUCAGAGAGGACCGCAUGGAUGAGCGGGAGAUCGAAGAGGCAAUCAAGGUGACGGAAGAGAAGCUUAAGGUGUUGAAGGGCGUCAUGGACAAGAAGAAGCCAACAUCCGGUUGA